AUGUUUUUGAUUAAUUAGUCUAAGAAUAAUUUGCCAAUUAAAGAUUAUUGGUUAGAAUAACUUCAAGAUCAGGUUAAUCAGGAAGGACUGAUGAUUAUUUUUGAAAGGAAAGGAAUUAGAAUUCUAUAGAAAGAAGAAUGA
Messenger RNA from Paramecium sonneborni, 141 nucleotides. Lineage: Eukaryota; Ciliophora; Oligohymenophorea; Peniculida; Parameciidae. The record is from the annotation of a GenBank genome assembly.